UGGUGAAAUUACAAUACAUAUAAACCACAUCUAACUUCGCUCGCCCAUAAUCUACUUCCUUUUCCGUGUUAGCUGUGAAAGAAUAAACAUGCCGCUAGCCAAAGAUUUGUUACACCCUUUGCCCGCUCAAGAGAAGCGUAAACACAAGUUGAAGCGCUUGGUGCAACACCCCAACUCCUACUUCAUGGAUGUUAAGUGCCCCGGCUGCUACAGAAUCACAACUGUCUUCAGCCACGCUCAAGGCGUCGUUGUAUGUGCGGGAUGUGCUACUAUCUUGUGCCAGCCAACCGGUGGUCGCGCUAAGCUCACAGAAGGUUGCUCUUUCAGAAGGAAGCCUCAAUAAAUGUGACGUUUUAGUUUCUUUGCUGCCUCCAUUGAAUUUUUUCAAAUUAUAAUUUUUUAACAUCCAGAUCAGAUAAAAAAUCAAUAAAAGCCUUUUCAUUGUGAAAAGUUUAAAAGAGAUGUGAACACAAA
Musca vetustissima is the source of this 474-nucleotide messenger RNA. RefSeq names its product small ribosomal subunit protein eS27 (gene RpS27). Gene Ontology annotation, biological process: ribosomal small subunit assembly; translation. NCBI's taxonomy places the organism in Eukaryota, Metazoa, Arthropoda, Insecta, Diptera, Muscidae. Gene Ontology annotation, cellular component: cytosolic small ribosomal subunit; ribosome. The transcript has 3 exons. The coding region runs from base 89 to 343 and encodes 84 amino acids. The record is from RefSeq and is a predicted model, not a curated record. Gene Ontology annotation, molecular function: RNA binding; structural constituent of ribosome.